Andrographis paniculata is the source of this 2632-nucleotide messenger RNA. RefSeq names its product beta-D-xylosidase 1. Gene Ontology annotation, molecular function: xylan 1,4-beta-xylosidase activity; alpha-L-arabinofuranosidase activity. Gene Ontology annotation, cellular component: plant-type cell wall. Lineage: Eukaryota; Viridiplantae; Streptophyta; Magnoliopsida; Lamiales; Acanthaceae. The record is from RefSeq and is a predicted model, not a curated record. The coding region runs from base 109 to 2412 and encodes 767 amino acids. Gene Ontology annotation, biological process: xylan catabolic process; arabinan catabolic process. The transcript is spliced from 6 exons.
AACAGUUACUGACACUCACAUCGAUCUACAAUGAUGGAUGAUGUAUCUAUAUAAAGCUCUCCAUCGCCAUGCCCCAAUUCACAUCCAAUUUCAAUAAUUAUAAUAACAAUGAUAAUUACAAAAGCUUGGUUCCUGCUCGUAUGGCUCAUCUGCGGCAUUCAGCUCCACGUCGGCCAAUCGCGGCCGCCGUUCGCCUGCGAUCCGGCGAGCGCCGCCUCGAGGAGCUUGCCCUUCUGCAGCCCGUCGGUGCGCAUGGACGCGAGGGUUAGGGAUUUAAUCGGACGGCUCACAUUGCAGGAGAAGAUCAGGCUGUUGGUGAACAAUGCCGCCCCCGUCGACCGCCUCGGAAUCCGGGGGUACGAGUGGUGGUCCGAGGCUCUCCACGGCGUCUCCAACACCGGCCCCGGCGUCAAGUUCGGCGGCGCCUUCCCCGGCGCCACCAGUUUCCCCCAAGUCAUCACCACCGCCGCCUCUUUCAACGCCUCACUCUGGCAAGCCAUCGGCCAGGUGGUUUCGGAUGAAGCGAGGGCAAUGUACAACGGUGGGGUGGCCGGCCUGACCUACUGGAGCCCAAAUGUGAACAUUUUCCGGGACCCGCGGUGGGGGCGCGGCCAGGAAACUCCCGGCGAGGACCCGGCGUUGGCCGCCAGGUACGCCGCCAGCUAUGUCCAGGGCCUGCAGGGCGGCGGCGCCGGCGACAGGCUCAAGGUUGCUGCGUGCUGCAAGCACUACACGGCCUAUGAUCUUGAUUUCUGGAAGGGCAUCGACCGCUAUCACUUCAAUGCCAAGGUGAGCAGACAGGAUUUGGAAGAAACAUACAAUGUGCCGUUCAAGGCGUGCGUGAUGGAAGGUAAAGUGGCGAGCGUGAUGUGCUCUUACAACCAGGUUAACGGCAAGCCUACCUGCGCCGACCCUGCCCUCCUCCGCGGCACCAUCCGCGCGCAGUGGCGCCUCAACGGCUACAUCGUUUCAGAUUGCGAUUCCGUCGACGUUCUCUACAAUCAGCAGCAUUACGCCACAACGCCGGAGGAUGCAGUCGCUGACUCCAUUAAAGCAGGCUUGAACUUGGACUGUGGGCCUUUCCUUGCCGUCUACACUGAGAGGGCCGUCCAGCAGCGCAAACUCAGCGAAGCUGACGUGGACCAGGCCUUGGCCCAAUUACUCACCGUCCAGAUGCGUUUGGGCAUGUUCGACGGCCCAAAACAGCCUUAUCUUAAUUUGGGCCCAAGAGACGUUUGCACCCCAGCCCAUAAACAGCUGGCCCUCGAAGCGGCCCGUCAAGGCAUAGUCUUGCUACAAAACCGCAACCGCGCUUUACCCUUCUCCACCACUCGCCACCGCACCGUCGCUGUCAUCGGUCCCAACUCCGACGCCACCGACACCAUGAUCGGAAACUAUGCCGGAGUUCCAUGUGGUUACGAUACCCCUCUGCAAGGGAUAUCGAGAUACGCGAAGACAGUUCACGCGGAAGGCUGCACUUCCAUAAGCUGUGAAGGCAGCGAGCAAUUCGAUCGGGCUGAAGUAGGAGCUCGUCACGCCGAUGCAACGGUGCUAGUGAUGGGAAUCAACCAAGCCGUAGAGCGGGAAGCCCUAGAUCGAGCUAGCUUACUUCUACCGGGACGACAGCAGGAAUUAGUAUCAAGGGUGGCUCGAGCAUCCAAAGGCCCUGUUGUGCUGAUACUCAUGUCCGGCGGCCCAAUUGAUGUUUCAUUCGCCAAAAACGAUCCCAAAAUCGCCGCCAUUUUAUGGGCGGGCUACCCCGGCCAGGCCGGAGGAACCGCCAUAGCCGAUGUCUUAUUUGGAGCUACAAAUCCAGGGGGGAAGUUGCCGAUGACAUGGUAUCCUCAAUCCUAUUUAGCCAAAGUACCUAUGACCGACAUGGCCAUGCAUGCAGAUCCAUCUCGAGGAUAUCCAGGGCGAACUUAUAGAUUCUACAAAGGUCCAAAUGUCUUCCCUUUCGGAUUUGGGCUAAGCUACACAAGCUUUAGGCACACAUUGGCCCACGGCCCAACUAAACUUUCGGUCCCAUCGACGAGUCUAAAAGCUUUCAAUAGCACGACUCGGGCAAUUAGAGUGUCACACACAAGUUGUGACGCUUUAAUGCAAGAAAUGCAUAUCGAUGUGGAAAAUAUUGGAGAAAUGGAUGGGUCGCAUACGGUAAUGGCAUUUGUCACUUCUCCGUCUAAGGAAGAUAAACAAUUAGUGGCAUUUGAGAAGGUCCACGUAAUGGCCGGAGCCAAAACACGGGUUAGGAUCAAUAUUGACGCAUGCAAACAUUUGAGCGAUGUAGAUAAAUUUGGAAUUCGAAGAAUUCCUAUGGGCGAUCACCAUGUGCAUGUGGGGAUCGAGGAAGAUCUAAAGCACGUCAUUUCACUCGAGCAUAUUGAUGCGGAUGAAGAAAUCAAAUCUUAACUUCCAAAGAACAUUGGAUUCUUUGAAAAACCAUAUUUGUUAUAACAAACAAGUGUAUGAUACAUGUUGGCGAGUUUACAUGUAGCAUAGAAUACAUUUAGGCUAAGGAAUGAUGGAUGAAAAGAAAAGGGUGAUUAAUUAUUAUGUUGAUGCAAUUGUAAACGUAAGUUGUAAUUUGGAUUUAUGAGUGAAUGGAAAGUAUGUAUGAUUUGGAUUGGUA